AUGACGAAGAUCUUCUAUAUUGGAAUCCUACGAAAUGACCCUGUACCUGCGGUCGAACUGGCCGUCGAGCAGGACCUCUCGUCCUUCUCCCGCUUCACCCGCGCAAGCUACAGCGAAUUCAUGACCAUGUUCGCCAAAACCGUAGCGGAGCGAACGAAGCCCGGUGUACGACAAGACAUCGAGGAACGAGCCCACACAUUCCACGCUUACGGCUCGAGCCAGGGGAUCGCAGGCAUCAUAAUCUCGGACGCCGAGUAUCCGGCGCUGGUUGCGCACCAACUUCUCUCGAAGAUCGUCGAUGAAUUCACAUCACAAAACCCUCGGUCGUCUUAUUCAUCUCCCUCGGUCACUUCGCGGCCGUACCCGCAAUUGAAGGAGUAUCUGCAGAAAUACCAGGACCCGAACCAAGCAGACAGUAUCAUGAAGGUGCAGCGGGAAUUGGACGAGACCAAGAUUGUUCUGCAUAAGACGAUUGAGAGUGUGUUGGAGAGAGGGGAGAAGAUUGAUAGUCUCGUGGCCAAAUCGGAUGGUCUGAGUGCUCAGAGUAAGAUGUUUUAUAACCAGGCGAAGAAGCAGAAUUCGUGUUGUGUGGUUAUGUGA
This is a messenger RNA of Exophiala bonariae, 600 nucleotides long. RefSeq lists its product as uncharacterized. Lineage: Eukaryota; Fungi; Ascomycota; Eurotiomycetes; Chaetothyriales; Herpotrichiellaceae. Gene Ontology annotation, molecular function: SNAP receptor activity. The coding region runs from base 1 to 600 and encodes 199 amino acids. The transcript has 3 exons. Gene Ontology annotation, cellular component: Golgi apparatus; membrane. Gene Ontology annotation, biological process: endoplasmic reticulum to Golgi vesicle-mediated transport. The record is from RefSeq and is a predicted model, not a curated record.